AUGGCUGCUGUGUCUCUGACUGCCAGACGCCAGGAACCAGUGACAUUUGAGGAUGUGGCUGUGAACUUCACAGAGGAGGAGUGGAGCCGUCUGGUACCCCUUCAGAAGGAUCUCUACAAGGAAGUGAUGCUGGAGAACUAUAGGAGCAUUGUCUCAUUGGGACUUCCAGUUCCUCAACCUGACACAAUUUUUCAGUUGAAGAGGGAUGAAGAGGCCUGGAUAGUUGACCCUUGUGGACCUGAAGAGAGAGAGUUUCCAGAGAAUGUCUCACUAGAUUUGGAGAUUAAGCGUGAGAUUGAAGACGCUUCAGAAGAAGAAAUCUCUGAAGGAACACUGAGUGAAACGUUUGGAAAUAGAGAUCUUCAGUCUCCUAUAUUUGAAGUUCUUCUAACAGAAGAUAUGUUCGAAACAGAGGAAGAAACCCCUGCAAUGGAUAAAUACAAGACAUCUUUUUCCCAAGAGAAAAAUUUCCAGCUGGGGUCAGUUUCACCCCGAGAAAUUCUAAUUAAAGAGAGAGACCACGUAUGCUAUGACUGUGGAAAGACCUUUUUUGACCACUCAUCCCUCAUCCGCCACCGGAGGACUCACACUGGAGAGAAGCCCUUCAAGUGUCACGAGUGCGGGAAGGUCUUCAGUCACAGGAGCAGCCUCAGUCGACACCGUAUGACUCACACGGGGGAGAGCCCCUAUGAGUGCAACGUAUGCAGGAAGGCAUUCUUCGACCGGUCGUCCCUAACUGUACACCAGCGAAUCCAUACUGGAGAGAAGCCCUUUAAAUGCAGUGACUGUGGAAAAGCUUUCUUUGAUCGUUCAUCCCUUACUCGUCAUCAUAGAAUUCAUACUGGAGAAAGUCCAUAUGAAUGUAAUCAGUGUGGGAAAUCCUUCAGCCAGAAAAGUAUCCUUACUCGACAUAUGCUCACUCAUACUGGCAGGAAGCCUUACGAGUGCAGUGAGUGUGGGAAAGCUUUCUAUGGCAUCUCAUCUCUAAAUAGGCAUCAGAAAUCUCACACUGAAGAGCCUCGCUAUCACUGUAGUGAGUGUGGGAAAGCUUUUUUUGACCGCUCACCCCUUACUCAGCAUCAGAAAAUCCACACCGGAGAGAAGCCGUAUGAGUGCAAUGAGUGUGGAAAAGCCUUCAGCCAGCGAUGUCGCCUUACUCGACACAUGAGGGUGCACACUGGAGAGAAGCCUUAUGAGUGUGGCGUAUGUGGGAAGGUCUUCAGUUCUAAGUCUUCAGUUAUUCAGCAUCAGCGACGUUAUGCCAGACAGGGAAUAGACUGA
Molecule: messenger RNA, 1281 nt
Organism: Elephantulus edwardii (Cape elephant shrew)
Lineage: Eukaryota; Metazoa; Chordata; Mammalia; Macroscelidea; Macroscelididae
Gene: ZNF2
Product: zinc finger protein 2
Exons: 4
Coding region: 1-1281 (426 amino acids)
Biological process (GO): regulation of cytokine production; regulation of immune system process; negative regulation of transcription by RNA polymerase II
Cellular component (GO): nucleus
Source: RefSeq, a predicted model, not a curated record